Messenger RNA from Manis pentadactyla (Chinese pangolin), 6403 nucleotides. RefSeq names its product adhesion G protein-coupled receptor G3 (gene ADGRG3). Lineage: Eukaryota; Metazoa; Chordata; Mammalia; Pholidota; Manidae. Bases 1009 to 2832 code for a protein of 607 amino acids. The record is from RefSeq and is a predicted model, not a curated record. Gene Ontology annotation, cellular component: membrane. The transcript has 12 exons. Gene Ontology annotation, biological process: cell surface receptor signaling pathway; adenylate cyclase-activating G protein-coupled receptor signaling pathway. Gene Ontology annotation, molecular function: G protein-coupled receptor activity.
AUGCCACACCCCAUGUGUGUUUGCUGCUCCCACUUCCUGCUGGGCCACCUGUGACCAGCUGGGCCAUGAUGGCAAUAAUUUCACAGCACUGCUAAUCAUAAAAGGACAGUUAUGAUAAUGGCCACGCCCACUGAUUGGGACAAUUCCAUGUGCAUCAUCUCAAGAGUUCUCCACAUGCCUCGGAAGAGGCUCAGAGCAGCGGACGGCGCACACAAGCUCACCCGGCCAGGAAGUGGUCAGGACAGAUGUCAGCCCAGCCCUGAGCAACCCCCGGAGCCCGUGCUCCUGUGGUGGGCCGCCCCGCCCCCAUCCUGCCUUUCCCAAGUUAUCUGGUCCAGUCUAGUCUAGACUGCUGGGGGAGGGCUGGGGCUCCUUCUCCCCUGCCUGGCCCCUAGCAGGCAUGGGUUUCAUCCUGGUCUUGUUCAAUCCACAGGCAUGGAAGAAGGAGCAUGAACACCGUCUACGUCUUCAUCCUCAUCCCUAUAGCCAGGCGUGUGCAUGCCGGGCAUGUCUCGGGGCUUCUCAAACCCCUACUCAGCUCUAGGAGGCAGCUCCAUUGCUGUAGCUCUUUAUAGAGGAGGAGACUGAGGCUCAGAGAGGCCCCCAGCUUGUGAGAGGAGGGUCUGAGUAGGUGUCCUUGACUCCAAAGCCUGUGUUCAUCACCACUCCCCAGGGGGCUGCUUGGAUUUGGAGGCCUCUGCCUGGUGGGACCCCACCAGGGGCCCUGGGAGCAGCGCCUCUGGGUGGGUUCAGCAGCUCCUAGUGAGUCUGGCCCCCUCUGCAGGUGGCCACAGGGUGGGGUGAGACCAGGAGUUCUGCCCAGUCCCCACCCUCACCUUUCACAACCCAGCAGAUGGUGCCAUGGAGCAGGAAGGGUGAGAAAGAGGCCACAGGAAGCAGCGGCAGUGUCACUGGCCAGUGUGGAGGGGGUGGGGCGCCUGCUCAGCACAGCCUGGGACAGAGGGACGCACAGCCACAGGGCUCUGACCAGCGUGAGCCUGGCCAAGGAUGGUGACACAGAGGGCCUUGGGAGUCCGGCUUCUCCUGCUCGCCUUGCUCUUGGUCUCAGGUGAGGAAGAAUCUAAGACCAGUCUUGAGCAGCCAAGAAACGUCUGCCUGGGGCUCAUCAAUAAGGACCAGUAUGAACCCUUCUACCUUGAGAACACUGCUCAGUGCUUCACAAAGUGUGGGCAGCGGGAGAGUGAACCCUGUGAUCUGGGAAACUUGCAGCGAUACUGGCUGAAAUAUGAGACCUAUCUGGUGGAGAAGACUCUGGUAGAGACCGUGAAUAUGUCUUUUAUGAAGGCUUUUGUCAAGAAUGUCAACACCAGCAUCUCAGAAGACCUGUACUUCUCUCUGACCCCCUCUCAGAUUCCCAGACAGGUGGCAGUGGAUGAAGACGAGCACUCUGACAGAGUCCGGCUGCCCAGGAGCCUUUUUGAGACCUUGCAGGGCAACCAGUCAGUGAUCCGGCUGGCUGUAAUGGUCCUGGACAUUGGUCGUGGGAACCUAUUCAAGGGCCCUCAGUUCAGCCAGGAGGAUGGCCACAGUGUGUUGAACAAUCACCUGGUGGGCUUGAGUCUGGGUGGUACACCUGUCACCAGGCUGGCCGAGCCUCUGCAGAUGACCUUCUUCCACCAGCUUCAGCCUCCCAACGUGACUCUCAGCUGUGUGUUCUGGGACGUAACUAAAGGAUCUACAGGAGACUGGUCUUCCAAGGGCUGCUCCACGGAGCUCAGAGCCACAGGAACUGUCUGCCGCUGUGACCACCUGACCUUCUUUGCCCUGCUGAUGAGGCCGAUCUUGGACCAGGCCACCGUGAAGGCCCUCAUUCGCAUUUCCCAGGCUGGCUGUGGAGCCUCCAUGAUCUUCCUGGCCUUCACCGUUGUCCUCUAUGCCAUCCUGAGGUUUUCCCGGCAGAGGUUCAAGUCAGAAGAUGCCCCCAAGAUUCAUGUGGCCCUGAGCAUUAGCUUGUUUCUCCUGAACCUGGCCUUCUUCAUCAAUGUGGGGCAGGGCUCAAACUGGUCCGAUGCUACCUGCUGGGCCCGGGGGGCCGUCUUCCACUACUUCCUGCUAUGUGUCUUCACCUGGAUGGGCCUAGAAGCCUUCCACCUUUACCUGCUCAUCAUCAAGGUCUUUAACACCUACUUCGGGCACUACUUCCUGAAGCUGAGCCUCGUGGGUUGGGGCCUGCCUGCCCUAAUGGUCAUUGGCACUGGGAGUGCCAACAGCUACGGCCGCUACGCCAUCCGUGACAAGAAGAACAUUACCACGCUGGAGCUGUGCUGGUUCCGUGAGAAGACUGCCGUCUCUGCCCUCUAUGUCACCGUCCAUGGCUACUUCCUCAUCACCUUUCUCUUCAAUGCCGUGGUCCUGGGCCUGGUAGCCUGGAACAUCUGCACUCUGUCAAGCUCCACUGCGGGCAAGGAGCAGGGGCAGAACUGGAAGGGGGUCUUCACCAUGCUGGGCCUCUCCUGCCUGGUGUCUUCAUCUUCUGCUGGUUUGCUGGGCUCUACUUCCCUAGCCGGAGCGCCGUGUCCUCCUCUUCUGGCACUGUCCGAGCUGACCAGGCACACACUGUGUCUCGUGAAUAGGGGGCUGCCAUGUGGCCAGGCAGGGGCCAGCCCCACACUCUGGUCAGUUCUGACUUGCUGCGUGACCUCAGGUGGCUCCCUGCCUCCCUCUGGCUUUCCCUGGCUGUACAAUGUGUCUGGGGAAGGAGGAGAUGGAGACCAAGUUAGACCAUCUGGCCUCAAAGAGCUCAUCCAGAUGCAUCGAUGGGUCCAACAGUCCACACAAAUCCAGGAUUGCAGGAGUCUAAAGUUCCUGUAAUCCUGAGAUCCCCACCAGCACACAGCGAUGCCCUGACCCCUGCCUUCACAGCACAGCAGCCAGCCUCUGCCGUUGCCCACCUUCUGGUCUCACUAAGGGCCUGUGCCCACAUAGUGGAGUUUCUUGCUGGCUCAGCCCCUUAAAGAACCACAGCCUCUUCCUUCCUCCCUCUUGUCACUGCCCUGCCCCAGCCUCACCCUCGGGCUGCCUGUAUGUGAGGGGCAUUUGGGAGGUGGCCAUCCCUUCAGGUGCUGGGCAGCUGUGGACUGGAGGUUUGUUUGGGGGUCAGUUGGUUGGUGCCCCCAGCCAACCUUCUCCUGGUCUUGGCCAGUCCCCGAAGAGCCUAUCUUUACCGAAGAGCACUUAUUCAGGGGGCUGCCAGACCUCCAGGUAUCUGGGGACACUGAAUUUCAGAGAAUGCCACUAUGCUUGUGAUACCUCAUGCAAGGCCUCCAGCCCCACUCUGACUGCCACAUGGGUGGCCCGACCUCUGAUCUGCUGUCAUGGUGGGGUGGAGGGCAAAUGGUCCAGGGCUCUGCACACCAGAGGGCCCAGGGCCCAGGGCAGUGGAGAGGACUUUGCUGACCAGAGACAAGGUGGGUGAUUCCCCCAGAAUCUGAGGUCCUAUAGACUGGGCACUUCGACAGCUUCUCUGGCUGGUUCAGCCCGGCCUGAGCCUGGUGUGUUCCAGGCCCUGAAUAAACAUUGCGGGAUGAAUAGCUAGAUGUGUGAGUUUGGCACCGGCCUAACAGGGCUCUGAGUCAAGGGCGUGUCUGAGGCCUGACCAAGCAUGGGUAUGUCACCUCCUGAGCCUGGACCUUCAUUUCACAACCGUGUGCUGGUUUCCUCAGUAGUAAACAAAAAGAGACAGAAAUAAUAGAUAGGGAGAGACAGACCGAGUGAGAGGAUUAACUAACAGAGAGACUGGUAAACUAACACAAAGAAAACAGAGAGAAGGGGACAAAUGCAGAAAGGCAGCAGCCCCCCUGGCCUGCCCCCAGAGCAAUGGUGUCUGUCCCCCUCUCUGGAGCCCCACCCUACACCAGCACGCUACUCCAGCCUUAACCUACUAACCAUGGGGAAAUCUCACCAUCCCGACUCAACCCCACCCUUUCCAGUGUGCUUUGCUGACAGUCAAGCACUAGUGCAGGUGAGAAACUAUCAUUACUGGACCCUCCCCCACAGCCCCUGGGCUGCCCGCCCACAUCCUCCUCCCAGAUCCAUGUCCUAACACACACUACAGAGGCUGCCCCUGCUUCUCCCUCAUCCUGACCAGCAAACAUGAAAGACAGGAAGGCCAGGGCUCUGGUAUGCAAAGUGCUGUGUUCCUGGAAGGGAAAUUCUAGGGUGUGGACAUUGCAUCAGUUGAGCCACAUUAUCAGUAUUUGUGGACAGACUUGCUGAGUUUUUGAGCUUGUCUUCACAAACAUCUGUUUCUCACGCUGAAGGUCUUGGUUCCCUUACCACAAAGUCUCAGAGUUACCAACCUGUGCCCAGAAAGAAAGGCUGAUUCAGGGUCUGGCAGGUCUGGGUUCAAAUCCUGGCUCUUCUACUUAGGGGCUGUGAACCCUGGGCAUGUCACUGCACCUCUCUGAGCCCUAGGUUUCCCCUCUGUAAGAUGGGAAUCAUCAAGUCCUUGUCUUAUGCUGAGAGCACUGAGGUGACAGAGGUAAAGUGCCUGGCACUGCCUCAGCAGGGGGGCUCCCCAAGACACCACCCUCCCCUAAACACCAGGCUUGAAGAAAAAUCCGGUGGAAUCUUUGUGUAAAGCCUAACGCUCUGCAACCUGUAUGUAAAAUAGGAGGGGUGUGAAGGUUAAAGCUUCCAGAUUCCUUCAACAGCUCUGCCCAGUGUAGGGAAGAGGAAGUGGAGUCCCGGGGAGUCCCAGCAACCUGCCCAAGGCCAGUCUGCAAGCCGGGCUUACACAGGGCUGGGGCCUCCCUGGGUUGCCAAUGCUUCCUCCCAAAGCAUUUUCUGCGUUCGAGAACUGUCACUUCAUCCCUAACCCCCAAGUCUCAAGGGAAACCCUAGACUCUGGCUUUCCUGGUCAUGCUCAGUGGGGAGUGGGUUCAACAAAACUGCAAGCCCCGGAUGGGCUGGGUUUCCUGGUGCAGACAGAGAGGGCAGAACUGGAGAUGUGGCUAAUGAUGGCGGGGAUGGGUUCCUUUUCCGGCUGGCUCUCUACCACAGGGCCAGGCAGGGGCAGAGGGGGUGAGGUCCCUCAUUACCGGGCGUCACCGCAAAAUCGGGUCCGAGAGCCAAAACGAGCACAUGCUAAGGCCAGGUGGGGACAUGGCAAAAAUACCCCCCAAAGCCCGGCGCAGGGGGCGCAGGUGAACAGUCCUUGUCAUCACAUCUUCACAACAGCGACCUGGGAGGUGGACAGCACCAUGGUUAUGAGCACGAACUCACAGGUCAGCCUGUCUGGACCAAAUUCUACCUUGGGCCCAUUCCUCACCUACGGAACCUGUAAAGCAGGGAAAGCAGUGUCUGCCCCACAGGGCUGAUGAAGGCUCAGAAGAGUUACUGGCUGACAGGGUAGCCCCGCGCCUGGCCCACCUGGCCUGGUGUGUUUGUGACUAAGCCGGAGCUUUGCCUCGGCCACCACGCUAUUAGGCCCUGGGCUGCAGUAUGCAGGAGGACCCCCACCAUGCCUCAUGCCUGGUUCUUUCUGUUCUGCCCCAAUUCCUUCUUUCUUUGUAUAUUUCAUUACAAUAUACCAAAUACAUAGGAAAUAAGAAGACUUAUUUGCUCUGUGCUCCCAGAUAAUUCAAUAUCAAAGGAUAAACAUUCUCACCAAUUAAUCUAUGAAUACAAUCCAAUUCCAAUAAGAUUCCAAAUGAUUUCUUUAGGCUUUCCAAAAACAUAUUCUAAAAUUUAUACGGAGGCCUCAAAUAGCCAAGUCAAUCUUAAUAAAAUAGGGCGUACAAGGAUGAGUUGACCUGUAGAUAUAAAGAUAUUAUAAAGCCAUAGAGGUAAAUCCGACUUGGGGUCUGUGCAGGGACAGGAGUGAAGGCCAGUGAAACAGAACAGAGGGCUCAGUGGCCGACUUAUGUACACCCGGAGGCCUUAAUACAUGACAAGAUGGGUGGUGUGAUGAUGGUGUUCGAAAAUUGGCUCAUUAUGUGAAGAAAAAUAAAACAGGAUCUUUGCCUAACUCCUCAUACAGAGAUGGGCUCCAGGCAGAGUAAGGUUCUGGGACGGUAGAAUGAUAAAGUUAAUGUAGGAAAAUACUUUUGUGACCUAAGGGUUAGGAAGGACUUCUCAAAAAUUCAUAAGCACAAACACAUUAGACUAAAACCUGGUAAAUUAAAUUACAUCAAAAUUAAGGUUUUCUGUUUAAUGAAGGACACCCCAGGGCAAUGUUGGCAGACAGAAUUGGGGUAAACAGAAUUGGGGGAGUCAUUUGCAAUAUCCAAAACCAGGAAUUCACAUCCAGAAGUCCUGUAGAUCAAAACAAGGACACUUCUCCAAUAGAGAAAAAUGGGCUGAGAUUUUAAAAGACAAUUUCAGAGGAGGAAACAGCUAAAACUAACAAUUAGCACAUAAAGACACCUUUAACAUCAUUAGU